CGUACAUCGUUCAGUAUUAUCAAAGUUACAAUUAUUCAGUGACAGGCAUGUGUUAUAAUUGUGGAAUAUUUGGGAACAUAUUUUAUCACCAUGCAACGUACUGAUUACAGCGCUUUGUGGAAGCAUAUUUAUAAUGUCAUAUCGGACAAGAUGGUCGCGACUUUAUUUGAUAAAGUUCCUUUAUCAAAAUCUCUUGGCUUCUCAAUACGUGAGAAUUUUGGCAAGGCUGCGAAGGAUAUCCGACAAAUCCCUGAGUAUUUAGAGCCAUACAAUGAAAUGCUGAAAGCCAGCACGGAGUUCAUUGAAUUACAUGAUGACGACAAUAUUGGAACGGAUCUAACCAGACUUAAGCGUAUAGCUGAUCGUCGAAGGCCUCUUCGCUUGCAGUCAUCUGUUGGUCGCAGACGUGCUCGUUCCCAGGAGUUGCGGAGACAAAAACUUAACAGCCAAAGUUUAAGAAGUCAUCGAGAACAUUCCAAACAUUCUAGUUCAGAAAACACGAGUAUAAUGAUAUAAUUAAUAAUUUGUCUUUUUC
This is a messenger RNA of Vanessa atalanta (red admiral), 535 nucleotides long. RefSeq lists its product as uncharacterized. The record is from RefSeq and is a predicted model, not a curated record. The transcript is spliced from 3 exons. NCBI's taxonomy places the organism in Eukaryota, Metazoa, Arthropoda, Insecta, Lepidoptera, Nymphalidae. Bases 91 to 516 code for a protein of 141 amino acids.